Molecule: messenger RNA, 1253 nt
Organism: Trifolium pratense (red clover)
Lineage: Eukaryota; Viridiplantae; Streptophyta; Magnoliopsida; Fabales; Fabaceae
Product: probable glutathione S-transferase
Exons: 2
Coding region: 168-827 (219 amino acids)
Biological process (GO): glutathione metabolic process
Cellular component (GO): cytoplasm
Molecular function (GO): glutathione transferase activity
Source: RefSeq, a predicted model, not a curated record
AUUCCACACACACCUAAUUAACAUCACAUCUACACUACUCUAGACCCUUCUUUACAUUCCAAACCCCACUCUAUAAAUAAAGAGUUUCAACCCUUCUUUUUUUCAUAUUCACACUCAUCCAUUUCAUUUCUUCAAUAAUAACAACAAUCUAAACUACUAAUUAAGCCAUGGCCGAUGAAGUGAUUCUUCUUGAUUUUUGGCCAAGUCCAUUUGGUAUGAGAAUCAGAAUAGCACUUGCUGAAAAGGGUAUCAAAUAUGAAUACAAAGAAGAAGAUUUGAGGAACAAAAGCCCUUUGUUGCUACAAAUGAAUCCUGUUCAUAAGAAAAUCCCUGUUCUUAUUCACAAUGGUAAACCCAUUGCUGAAUCUCUAAUUGCUGUUCAGUAUAUUGAUGAAGUUUGGAAUGAUAAAUCUCCUCUGUUGCCUUCUGAUCCUUAUCAGAGAUCACAAGCUAGAUUCUGGGCUGAUUUUGUUGACAAGAAGAUGUAUGAAGUUGGAAGGAACCUUUGGACCAAAAAAGGAGAAGAGCAAGAAGCUGCCAAGAAGGAAUUCAUAGAAGCCAUCAAAUUGUUGGAGCAAGAGUUAGGAGACAAGACUUAUUUUGGAGGAGACAAGCUGGGUUUUGUUGAUGUAGCACUCAUUCCAUUCUACACUUGGUUUAAAGGCUAUGAGACUUUUGGUAACAUCAAUGUAGAGAAGGAAAGCCCCAAGUUCAUUGCUUGGGCCAAGAGAUGUAUCCAGAUUGAGAGUGUUUCCAAGUCUCUUCCUGAUCAGGAUAAGGUCUAUGACUUCAUUGUGCAGAUCAGGAAGAGGAUAGGCAUUGAAUAGGUUGGAGAUGUUUGGCCAAACUGAUUCCACAUGUCUUACUCUUAACUUUUCUGAUAGAAAAAUAAUGAUAUUAUGUAAUAAAAGGCACUUAGAUGGUGUAUGUACAUGACAAUUGUUUUUGUCAUGAUAUAAUUUGUCAACCUUCCUUGAUGGUUUGAGGGAAAGAAAUGUGGAAGGAAAAAAAAUACGGAAAUCAAAGAAUGAAUCUAGACUAAACCUUAAUCUUUAAUCUAAGUUCAUUUGUUGGUUUCCAUGUUUUUCUUUCUUUCAUCUUUCAUUCUCUAAAACCAAAUUGUGAGUGAAAUGUUUGUCUAGGUUCUAGUAGUGGCUUUUAUUUUGGUUGUGAUUUUGUUUAGUUGUAUCUCUCAUUUGUAGUUGCUUUUGUAAUUGGAUUGGAUUACUCUAUAUUCAUUUCUCCUAUCGUAA